AUGCUGGCUAUUCUUCAUGCGUUGCGAGCUUGGCGCUGUUUCAUUGAAGGAAGGCAAUACACCGUUUUCUCCGAUCAUAACCCACUCAAGUAUUUUCGCACACAAGCCAAACCAACACCUCGCCUCACCCGUUGGGUAGCGGAAAUUGAGCUUUAUGACCCUAUCAUUCAAUACAAGCCCGGCAAGGAAAAUUGUGUACCAGACCUUCUCUCAAGACGUGAUGGCCCAAAUUGUAUUAGCCAGGAAGCAAGCAUGGAACCUCAAUAUUUGUAUGCCGUCAAGUCCAUCCAAGAAUCCGAUUGGCCUAAGUUUUAUGCAUCACCCGAAGACAACUGGCCAGCCAUAUACAAGGAUCUCCUACUCAAGCAUAAGGACAAGUUUGUGACUCGUGAUCAACAAGUGUUUCGCUUGGUGCGUAUUGGCGACAAGUUGGAGGAGCGACGUUAUGUACAAUUUGCAAGACGUGCUGACUUGGUGCGAGAUUUUCAUCAUUCACUUGGUCAUGCAGGCAAAACAACAGUCGUUGAUCAUAUGGUCAAGCGUUGGUGGUGGCCCAAUAUGCGAACGGAUAUUCAAGAAUGGUUGGCCUCUUGUGCGGAAUGUCAAUUAGCUGCUAACGCUAAUCGCAAGACCCAUCAUGCACCAAUGGUCCCUUUGGAAGUACCACCACCUUUUUCACGUUGGCAUUUGGACUUCAUCGGUGAGCUUCCUACUACCAAGAAUGGCAAUCGAUGGUUACUUGUUGCAGUGGACUACGCUACCAAUUGGUGUUGUGCUCGUGCGGUGCCUAAUGCUACGGGUGAAUCCAUUAAUGACUUCAUUUAUGAAGAAUUGAUGCUGCCUUUUGGCUGCAUGAACGAGAUUUUGACAGACCGUGGUACCAAUUUUUCAUCAAAAGUACUCACCAACUAUUUGGGACGACUCAAGGUGAAACACAAAUUCACAUCGGCUUUCCAUCCAAGGACCAAUGCUAAAGCUGAACGCACCAACGGCAUCCUCAAGCAGAUGAUUCGCAAAUACGUCAACGGCCAAAUCCAUCGUUGGGAUGAGUUCAUUCACCUUGCUGUUUUUGCUUGUCGCGUAAGGAAACAUCGUACCACUGGAUUUAGCCCUUAUUUCCUUGUUUAUGGCCAAGAACCCAAACUUCCUGGAGACCACCUACAACCUUUCGUGUUAUCUCCCUUGGAUGAUUCCGAUUCUACAAUGGAACAAGCUGCACAAGGCCGGGUCCCUAUGGUUCGCGAAUUACGUAAAGCACGUGCCACUGCUGAACAACGCCUCAAGAAUAAUGCUGCAAGUGACAAAGCCCGUUGGGAUGCAUUGAUGAAGCCUCAAGUUUUCGCGGUUGGUGAUCACGUACUUAUGCGUCAUGAAAACAAGUUCAGCCUCGAAUACAAUUGGAAAGGCCCUUAUCGUGUGCUUGCUCGCAACUUGGAUACCCAUAUUUACCAGAUACAAGACAUGAAUGGUAACACCUAUGCUUCUUGGGUGCACACAGACCGCCUUCGACCAAUUCACAUCAACUCCACCAUCUCCAAUACACCUUGGUACGACCCUACGGCUUCACGUGCUCAAGCUCGCCAACAACUUGCUGCUGAUGCUUAA
This is a messenger RNA of Lichtheimia ornata, 1605 nucleotides long. RefSeq lists its product as uncharacterized. Gene Ontology annotation, molecular function: nucleic acid binding. The record is from RefSeq and is a predicted model, not a curated record. Lineage: Eukaryota; Fungi; Mucoromycota; Mucoromycetes; Mucorales; Lichtheimiaceae. Bases 1 to 1605 code for a protein of 534 amino acids. Gene Ontology annotation, biological process: DNA integration. The transcript has a single exon.